Messenger RNA from Alligator sinensis (Chinese alligator), 2782 nucleotides. RefSeq names its product interleukin-1 receptor-like 2 (gene IL36R). Gene Ontology annotation, molecular function: interleukin-1, type I, activating receptor activity. The transcript has 13 exons. The record is from RefSeq and is a predicted model, not a curated record. Lineage: Eukaryota; Metazoa; Chordata; Crocodylia; Alligatoridae. Gene Ontology annotation, biological process: signal transduction; regulation of inflammatory response. Bases 393 to 2123 code for a protein of 576 amino acids.
GCUGUGCUGCCGGCUGAGGUAGAGGCAGGGCUGUGGCUCCUCUGCGGUUAGACCGCCCUCCGCAUCCAGCGCGGUCCCAGCUGCGUCCUGCCUCAGGAGAUGGUUGGGAGAGAGGUUGGACUUCGCUGGAUCAGUAAAAUAUAUCACCGAAACCUGCCUUGCUUAAGCUCAUCUGAAGGACAUGAAACAGUACAAUCGGCAGGAAAGAAAAAGCAGUCAAAGUUUAUUUUUGCGAUUGAGGCCGACAAAUGAAAAAAACCCCUUUUAACAGGCUCCCAGCAUGUACUCCUUUUUCUUUGCAAGCAUCUUAAGUGCCACUUGGAAGGAUUUAUUGGGAUCUAGCUCAUUUAGAUACUCUGAUCAAUGGUGCAGGAGCUAAAGAGUACAACAUAAUGGACACAGAUUUGUUUACCUGCAGUAUAAGCCUAGUUUUUCUCUUUUUAGUCAAGACAGAGGAGUGCCAAAUAUAUGACCUGAGUGAACGGCAUAAUCAAAGUUCAAUAUUUGUACCGACAGGGCAGCCUCUCGCUACUGAUUGUUUAUUGGGUAAUGUAUUGAAUCUUCAACAGGUGAAAAAGAACCUGACUUGGUACAGAAGUGGAGAAAAAAUGCCUAUAACUAAAAAUAAACAUUCCAGAGUACAUCAGAAAGAGAACGUCCUUUGGUUUAUGCCUGCAACUUUAGAAGACACUGGAUCCUAUGAAUGUAUUGUAGAGAAUGUAACAAGCUGCAACAAAAUAUAUUUAAAUAUAAACGUUUUCAAAACUGCUAAUGGUUUGUGUUACAAUAAGAAAUUUUCCUAUACUCAAUAUAUACUGAAGUCAUCAACUGCAAGUAUUGUGUGUCCUGAUCUCUACUACUUCAGAGAUAAGAAAAAUAUUUGGCCUGUGCACUGGCUUAAGGAAUGUAACCUAUUUGAAGACAAAAGAUUUCUACCCCAGAGAGAUGAACUUAUAAUAACUAACGUGAGUGGAAAAGAUGCAGGAAGUUACUUAUGUCAAGCAACAUAUAAUUAUAUGGGAAAACAAUACAAUGUUUCACGAAACAUUUAUGUAACUGUUGUAGAGAACCCAGCAAAGAAGAACACUGAGAUUCUUUAUCCAAGAAACAAUACAAUUGAAGUUAAACUUGGGUCCAGUCUCAUCAUAGACUGCAAUGUAUCAAGUUUCAAAGAUUAUUCAAUUGCUAUAUCCUGGAAAUUCAAUAAUUCUUUAGUCAAUUAUUUUUUUAACAAAAGAAUAAGAGAGGAAGAUCAAGAAGACUCUUUCUUUGCGGACCACAUGUUCUCUAUUCUGAGGCUGAACAUUACGGAAGUGAAGCGUGAAGAUUAUGGACACCACUUUGUGUGUCGUGCUGGCAAAGUUUCAGCAUACAUUGUAUUACAAAGGCCAGCUCGAAAUAUUCAAGGAUACUUGAUUGGCGGAUUCCUUUCAUUGGUGUUUCUAAUAGUUGUUGCCAUAUUAAUCUACAAGCUUUUAAAAAUUGACAUUGUGCUUUGGUAUCGAAAGUCCUGUGGACCUUUUCUGAAUAAAGAAGUUUCAGAUGGGAAGAUAUAUGAUGCAUACGUGUUGUAUCCAAAAUCCAGCAAAGUCACCUGCAGCUGUGUAACAGAUAGCUUUGUGCUCAGGGUGCUUCCUGAGGUCUUAGAGAGACAAUGUGGAUAUACGCUUUUUAUAUUUGGAAGGGAUGAUUUACCAGGAAAAGCCGUGGUCAAUGUUGUUGAUGAAACAAUUAAAGAAAGCAGAAGACUGAUCAUUGUUUUAGAACCAAAAACAUCAAGCUACAAUUUGUUAGAGGACUCUCCUGAAGAACAACUAGUUUUGUACAAUGCUCUCAUCCGAGAUGGAAUUAAAGUAAUUUUGAUUGAGCUAGCUAAAACAAUAGACUACACAAACAUGCCAGAAUCAAUCAAAUACAUUAAGCAAAAGCAUGGAGCUAUCCAAUGGGAAGGAGACAUUACACAGAAAUCAUACUUAACAAGUACAAGAUUUUGGAAAAAGGUGCGAUACAGAAUGCCACCCAGGUAUUCUGCUUCUUCAGAACUACCUUUGCGACCAGUCACCUUGAACACACCUUUCAGACAAGACAAAGAUGAGGCAUGUCAUUUUAAUGAUUCUGGGUAGCACAUUUUCUUUUGAUGGACUAUCAGAAUUUCUCAUGCAUUGUAAAAGUGCCGUUUCACUGGAAACUUUUGAGGAUUAAAGACUUAAGAAUGUUUUUGUUUUCAGAGCUUAAAGAAAAAUAAUCUCUGCUGUACAGACCUUAUUGGCAGCAUGUGCGACACUGAACAGUGAAAGAUGGAGAUGGUUCAUUUGAGUGAUAUCAUGGCAAUUGAACUUUAAUUUUAUUGGACAUUUUGAAAUGAUUUGGAAGAGAUGGGUAAAGAGUUAACCAGAUGUGGGAAAUGAUUAUAUAGUUCCUAGAUAACAGUAAGUCAUGCUCUGAGGCAAAUGUCAAAAUUUGUUGGAGCAAGCAAGACCAGUGGAAAGGAAUAUAAGUAUAGGAAGGGUUCUGAUUCCUAACAUUACAUUUGUUAUUUCUUUGAAAGGAGCAAAUCCAAGCCUUAGAAUUGGCUUUAUACUUAUCAAUCUUCACAGGAGGUGUGGCGUCAAUCUUCGCCAACAUUAUUAAAAGUAAGACUUGAGGUUUUAUCAUGAUACAUAUCUUAGCAACUUCAGCCCUACAAUGUGCUCUGAACUGGGUUUGAUCAAAGGUAGUUUAGAGCAGGGGCGGGCAAUUAUUUCAGGCAGAGAGCCGCUUGCUGAGUUUUGGCAAGUCAUUG